AUCUUUUGCUCUAAAGGUUUCACAAAAAACCGAAAAAGAUAGAAAAAAUAAUCAACAUGAAGGCCUCGGCAUUCUUCAUUGCUCUAUUGGUUAUCGUAUAUGGUGUCGAAACGAUAGAAAGCAGGAAUUGUGAAAUAAACGACGAUUGCAAAGACCGGCAACCAUGUUCAGUGCCUCUCGCUUGUGUAUUUGGCAACUGCAUUUGUCCAUCGAAAAAUCAAUCUAAAAUCUUCAUUCCUCCUUGUCCAAUCGUAUGUGCACGUAUAGGGGAAAAAACUUUAAAUCAGUGGCCUCCUUGCGUUUGCAUUAAAAAGUAAAGUCAAGAAUAUGUUGUGACUCAAGCGGGAGAAAGAAUUGGUGAUGGUGAUGAUAAUGAUGCUUAACAUAUACAAAAGAAUUGUAUACAUGUCUCUCUUUGUUGAUUCUAUACAUGGUGUUGUCGUUGGUGGGCGCCUUAGUUAUUACCGUUGGUGCAUGUCGAUGUUGCGGAGAUUCCAAAAAUUUCGAGUCACAAUUGUGUGUUUUACACUAAUCUACACAUAUAUUUGUUUUUCCUUCGCAUGUUUUGAUAGUUCAAGAUGAUAAUACUUAUUUGUAGAGGAAGUGUUAUUGUGUUAAUCACUUAGCAUUUUUUCUUCUUCUA
Molecule: messenger RNA, 643 nt
Organism: Capsella rubella
Lineage: Eukaryota; Viridiplantae; Streptophyta; Magnoliopsida; Brassicales; Brassicaceae
Product: putative defensin-like protein 303
Exons: 1
Coding region: 57-317 (86 amino acids)
Source: RefSeq, a predicted model, not a curated record